This is a messenger RNA of Canis lupus familiaris (dog), 1288 nucleotides long. RefSeq names its product osteoclast associated Ig-like receptor (gene OSCAR). Gene Ontology annotation, molecular function: collagen receptor activity. NCBI's taxonomy places the organism in Eukaryota, Metazoa, Chordata, Mammalia, Carnivora, Canidae. Gene Ontology annotation, cellular component: plasma membrane. The transcript is spliced from 7 exons. The record is from RefSeq and is a predicted model, not a curated record. The coding region runs from base 324 to 1160 and encodes 278 amino acids.
CAGGACAACUGUCAGAAUCCGCGGCAAAGAAAGCAGGCGGCACUGCGAAUUUAAGUGCAAAUCUGUCUCCGCCUAGGAGUCGUGCCUGAGGAGUACUCCCAGUCCUGCAGCUGCGACUCAUCCAAGGCGGAAUGCAAUAGUCCUCAUUUUAGAGUUGACUCAUGAAAGCCCAUUUCACAGAUGAAGAAGCGGAGGCUGGGAGAGGACAGAUAACUUAGCUAUCCUUUGAGAGCUCUGGCUUUCUGGUAUUGCAUUUCCUGAGAAGUGAGAGGGCACGGCUGAGCCCUGGCUCCUGCUUCUGCUCCAGCCAAGAUCUGACCACCAUGGCUCUGGCGCUGAUCCUUGAGCUGCUGAUCCUCUGGCCUCUGUGUCAUUCAGACAUCACUCCAACUGUGACCAGGAUAGUCUCCCCAGCCUUAUACCCCAAGCCAUGGCUGGAGGCUCAGCCUGCUGCAAUUGUAACCCCUGGGGUCAACGUGACCUUGAGGUGCCAGGCACCUCAACUUGCCUGGAGGUUUGCACUCUUCAAGUCUGGAGAAAUCACUCCUGUGCUGUACCGGGAUGUGUCCAUGGAGCUGGCAGAGUUCUUCCUGGAGGAGGUGACCCCAGCCCAGGGGGGCAGUUACCACUGCUGCUACCGGAGUCUUGGCUGGGACCUGGGUAUCUGGUCCCACCCCAGUGAUACACUGGAACUGCUGGUGACAGACCAGCUGCCGCGCCCGUCGCUCGUGGCGCUGCCCGGGCCGGUGGUGGCGCCCGAUGCCAACGUGAGCCUGCGCUGCGCCGGCCGCCUGCGGGGCAUGAGCUUCGCGCUGUACCGCGUGGGGGUGGCGGCGCCGCUGCAGUACCGCGACUCGGCGGAGCCCUGGGCCGACUUCCCGCUGCCCGGAGCCCGCGCGCCGGGCACCUACAGCUGCUACUACCACACGCCGUCCUCCCCGUACGUGCUGUCGCUGCGCAGCGAGCCGCUGGUCAUCAGCGCUGACGGCUCAGGCUCCUUGGACUACACUCAGAGCAACCUCGUCCGCCUGGGGUUGGCUGGCCUGGUCCUCAUCUCCCUGGGCACACUGGUUGUUUUUGACUGGCACAGCCAGAGUCGCACCCAGGCAGCGUCAGGCCCUGAGCCCCAGAGGACUGGAUACAGAUGCCUCCAAGUGUGAGAAGACUUCCCAGAGAUGGGGAGAAGAAAUAGGUUUCCUGGGGGUGGACAGGCCCUUUCAAGAGCCCCUCAGUCCUCCUGGCUGAGCUCAGCUUCUGAGUCACAAUAAACUUCCUACUGUGUUCUCUA